Molecule: messenger RNA, 1791 nt
Organism: Tribolium madens (black flour beetle)
Lineage: Eukaryota; Metazoa; Arthropoda; Insecta; Coleoptera; Tenebrionidae
Product: centrosomal protein of 120 kDa-like
Exons: 1
Coding region: 34-1758 (574 amino acids)
Biological process (GO): positive regulation of centriole elongation; interkinetic nuclear migration; centrosome cycle
Cellular component (GO): centriole; centrosome
Source: RefSeq, a predicted model, not a curated record
GUUGUUUUUUUGUGUCAAAAUUUUGACUUAAAAAUGGAUCAACUCAAAGGUAAAGUUGUAAAUGUGGUCCUCACAAUUCAGGAGGGGAAAGGGAUGGAGUCUAUCAAAAAUUCAACGUUGAUUUCUGCCAACUUUAAUGGGAGAAUACUGGAAUCGGAUCCGGUCAAUGCUGAGGAUUGUCCUGCUUUCAACACGAAUCUGAUUUGGGAAAUUGAGAAGAAAGACUUGAGGAAAAUCCGGAGCUCGAAUCAGCCUCUAAGAGUCGAAUGUUUGAGUGUUGAUAAUCAAAGUAGGAGAGAGAAAUUCGGACAUGUUUUGCUUGAUUUACGGAGUGCUCAAAUUGUGGAAGAACCUGAAAAGCAAGUGUCUUUCAAGUGGCAAAAAUUGAUUGGGGUUCGCAAUAAGAAACGAAAUUGUGUUCCUGAAUUAUACUUGUCACUUACUAUAAGAAAUCAUCUGGAAGUGCAACCACCACAGGAGUCCUCGGACGAUGUUUGGGAACCAGAACCCAGACCUGAGGGUUCAAUCCCUAUUAAAUAUCUGGAAGAUGGGUACAUCAUGGUCGGGGACUCGGAGAAAUGUACCGAAGACUACUCACUCAACAUCAACAUUAAGUCAGCUUCAAGUCUAGAUUUGCUCCUACCGGAAGUUUUAGUUUUUCACCAAAAUAAUAACAAAUAUUGCAUGUGUAUCAAAAUUUUUGGGAUUCCGAUCAAAACCAAACAAUUUUCCAAAGAUUUACACGACAAAAUCAUCUUUGAAGAGAAAAUCGUUGUCAGAUUGCUUUCAAAUAUCACAAUAUUGGAACAAUUCUUCAAUGAAGAAAAGUUUGAAGUGGGUUUCAAUUGCGGUAAUGAUCUUCUUGGUCUCACAACUGUUAGUUUCAAUGAUUUGACUAAUUUAAAUGAGAAGUUGCUUUUGCCUACGUGUUUUUUCCGAUUUCCGUCACCUAAUGGUAUAGUUCCGGUUGGUGAUAACACUCGGAAACCUUCAGUGUCUCUUGAAAUUUAUCUAAUCAGAAAUAGAGAAGAACUCCCUGCUUUAGUUUCAAAUUUGGAACAAGAUGUAUCAAAAGCGUGUGGGGAUUACACGGAACAAGCAAAAGAAGAAAUCAAUCAACAGUUAUUGCUCAUUACUGAAGAACACAUGAAGGAAUUAGAAGAAUGGAAAGAAAGACAAAAGGCUGAGUUUGAAGCACAACUACAAAGUGAGCUAGAGAAAGGACGUGAGGAAAUGGAAAGAAAGAAAGUUGAACUAAACGAGAACAUAAUAAAAUGUAAGGAACUGCAAGAGGAACUGCAAGAAAAACUCGACGAAUUAAAACUAUCAAAAACAUUGAAGAAAAAACGUAAAUCGUCAACAAGUCUAGUUUCUGUUAUCGCAGAAAAUCAAAAAAAAUUUGCAGAGUGUGAUAAAGAAUUGUUAAUCGAUUACAUAAGUACGUUACAAAGUGAUAACGAGAAUUUGAAACAGAUAAUUAACGAACAGAAACAAGAGUUGGAAAAUAUCGAGAAGACAGCUUUAACUAAAGAACAAACCACAAAUCUUUUGCAAGAAUUGAAAGGUUUGGAAGAAAAAUUCCAAGUGGCUCAACAAACCAAAACAUAUUUUAAAGAACAGUGGCAGAAAGCUUGCCAAGAAAUUCACAAUUUGAAAACAGAGGAUUAUAAGCAACUUCAAAAUCAAUUACGAGAACGCAGAGAAGAAUUAGAUCAUCUUUGUAUUCUCGAUGAACCAACUGAACUCGUCUCAUUUUAAAAUGAUUCAAAGUAAAGAUUUUUGCACUGAUGA